ACUAAGCAUUAUAGGAAGAAUACAAAUUGAUGCAAAAAAUAUUUAGAUAAGAGACCGGUCUAAGACCACACAAAAUGCUACCCUUCAUUUUCUUGCUUUCUUCAUAUAAUAAACACAAAAACCACAUACUACAAAGAAAACUGAACAAAAUUUGAAGAAUUAAAAUGGGGUGUACAUCGUCCAAGCAAGUGAAAGCUAACGUCGUCGCCGAUGUUUACAAACCACCGCCGUCAAGUUUCGCCGUGUUUGAUGUCAACGCCAUCCAAGAGCCAUGGCUAAAAUUUGAACAUGAAGAUGAUGAGAAACCGCCACGCUCCACCGUCUUCGACACUCUCGAGGAGGAUGAUGAUGAUGAUGAUGAUGAUGACGCUCCAAAAACAUGGGAUGAAGUCAGCAAAUCUCUAGAAACUAAACUUAAACCUGCCGCCGAUAAACCGCCGGAAGUUGUCUCCGUUAAACCUCCGGCAACUCCUCCACGACGGCUUCCGCGGAAGAGCGCAUCGUUCCACACACUGGACGAGCUUGAAACCAGGGCCAAAAGACAAAUCGCCGCGCAAAUCCCGACGACGGUGGUUAAGCUUAAGAGAACCGAGUCGAUGUCCGAGCUAAGACCCGAGUCAGAUGAUCGGACGGAGUCCACUCAGUCGUCCUACUCAGGGCCUCGGUCAGUGAAGGAGAACAUAUUCGUCAAGAGAGACAGAGAACGGAGGGAGAAAGAAGGGAACAAGAAACCGGUGAUGAACUGGGACCCACUUAGGGAGUUCCCGGAGAAGUGUCCUCCGCGAGGAGGGGAAGGUUUGGUUGUCUACACGACGUCAUUGCAAGGAGUGCGUCGCACGUACGAGGAUUGCAUGCGUGUGAGGGCCAUCAUGGAGCAGCAAGGAGUGGUGGUGGACGAGAGGGACGUGUCUUUAGACGCCGGAGUCUUGAGCGAGCUUAAGGAGCUCCUCCAAGACGAAGCAUCGGUGGCGCCGCCGAGAGUGUUUGUGAAAGGGAGGUAUUUGGGAGGAGCGGCGGAAGUGACAGCGAUGAAUGAGCACGGGAAGUUAGGGAGGGUGUUGAGGUGGGCACGUGUGGAGAGAGUAGGGGAGGAAGGGAGGCUCACGUGUGAAGGGUGCGGAGGAGCGAGGUGGUUGCCUUGUUUUGAAUGCGGCGGAAGCUGUAAGGUGGCUGCGGUUGGGGCGGCUAAAGGUGAAAGGUGGGAGAGGUGUGUCAAGUGUAAUGAGAAUGGAUUGAUUCGUUGUCCCGUUUGUUUUGUUAAUUAAGAACAUGAAUAUAGUUUACACAAGCAAAUAGAGGUGUGUCAAAUAUACGUUGUCUUGUUUGUUCUGUUAUAUGUAUGCGACAGGUUUGAUUAUUUCUUAAUGUGGCAAAUUGAAAAUGAUUUGAAACUA
This is a messenger RNA of Arabidopsis lyrata subsp. lyrata, 1394 nucleotides long. RefSeq lists its product as uncharacterized. The transcript has a single exon. Lineage: Eukaryota; Viridiplantae; Streptophyta; Magnoliopsida; Brassicales; Brassicaceae. Bases 165 to 1265 code for a protein of 366 amino acids. The record is from RefSeq and is a predicted model, not a curated record.